Molecule: messenger RNA, 1707 nt
Organism: Suillus paluster
Lineage: Eukaryota; Fungi; Basidiomycota; Agaricomycetes; Boletales; Suillaceae
Exons: 7
Coding region: 1-1707 (568 amino acids)
Source: RefSeq, a predicted model, not a curated record
AUGAUGGCUUGGCCAAAUCGCUCAAAUGCAAAUACUCACCCCGCCAAAGUUCUACUCGAGGGUAAAACCAAGCGCCAGACACCAGCACAAAAGCGAGCCCAAGAUGCAGCAGCAGCAGAAAAAAACCAGGAAGAAGCAGCUAAAGUAGAGAAGGAACAUGAAGAUGGCAUCAAACACAUUGCUGCGAUGGAAGACUCACUAAAAAGAGACGAUUGCAAUUAUGGCAAAGAUACCCCACCCUAUCGCCCACAGGCAAACACAUCGGGUUACUAUUCUGUUGCAAAAGCUGCUAGCAAUGAUGAGGAUCCAGAUUCAGAUGAAGCUUUUCAGCCAUCUGGCUCGGAGUCCCAAAGCUUCAAGGGGGAGACUGGUGAUGAUAGCGAGGAUGGCGAGCCUGAGGAGCAUGACGGCAGUAGUAGUGUCGAAGAAGAAGUCCGUAAGGCUCAGAAGGGUAAGAAACACACUGCAUCAAAAGAGAAAAAGAAAAUCGUGGGGAUGACAACAAAAUCGGUGAGGUACAGUUCAAUUAGAGUUUCGGAUGAAGAACUCGUACCUGCAGCCUCGGAGACACGUUCCCGUUCAAUGUCGGGUGCAUCAUCACGCAGCACUAUGAGUCGUGCAACCACACCGACAUUUGAAGAAGACGGAGACGGAGAGUUUGACCACGAUGAGACACCAGAGUCACUGGCUGCGACUCAAAAGCAUAAGGGCAGCAACCCCAAACUGCCAAAGAAAAUCGGUGCCAUGGGAACGAAGUCAGCGCGAGUCACUGCUAAUAUGGGCUUGACGUUGACGCGAAAGGGAGCUGAUGAUGCUGUGGUGGAAGAAAUAAGACGCUCAGAAGAUAAAUCAAAGCCACUCAAAAAGUUAAAGCUCGAAGACCUACCUUUUGUCGAUAAGAAGGACAACGAGAUAUGGGCUCAAUUGAUCUGUGCGCUGAUCGAUUGGGCUGGGACGACUACUGAUCCCUUCAGUACGAAUGAACACCCAGAGGUCUCUGGCAAGCUGCAGGAACUGUGGGAUGUUCUCUUCGCGCACAACAAGGUCGAUGUUGCGAAGUGUCCUGCUAUCAAAAAAGUGGCAAUGGACCGGCUGAAUGAGUGGUGGAGUAUGCUUGGGAAAAAUGCCAUCAAGAUUCUCGAACGUGAACUCAAAAAAGCAGAAUAUCAACUCGACACCAAUGCUCGUAUCAAAUUCGUCCAAGAUCGCCUGCCUCAAAAAAUAGAUGGUCAAAAACGCGUGCCAUUCAUUUAUGCUGAUCAUGAGGGUCUGAAAGGAUCGUGGUUGGCUCCCGUGCUCCUGGAGUUACUUGCGGCACAUGCGAGGCGUUGUGGAACAUUGUUUCAAGCAUUUGGGAAACCUGCAGGUGCAUUAGGGGUUUGUGCAGCUGCGGCGCACUGCGCGCUAUUUUUGUACAAAGAUGGGGAUUCUGCGAAAGAAGCUGCCAAGGACGCGAAGCGUGCCGGUCUCCCUUCCCAGCCCAUGAAAAACCUCUCCUUCAAUGCAGCAUGGGGCAGUGUCGCUAUGCAGUACUCCCUGCAGAUGGCUCAACUCCCAGAUAAAAAGUGGGAUCAGAUUGUGGAUGGGAUGUGGGAGCUUGUAGGUGAAGACUCUCUUGUCCGUCAUGUCCAUGUUGCCUCGGAUGACAAUUCCAUGGAUGUUCGUAAUGCCAUUCUCCUCUCGGACAAUGACGAAGAGAAUUCUUAG